Columba livia (rock pigeon) is the source of this 7563-nucleotide messenger RNA. RefSeq names its product SWI/SNF related, matrix associated, actin dependent regulator of chromatin, subfamily d, member 3 (gene SMARCD3). Gene Ontology annotation, cellular component: nucleus; SWI/SNF complex. The record is from RefSeq and is a predicted model, not a curated record. Gene Ontology annotation, molecular function: transcription coregulator activity. The transcript is spliced from 12 exons. NCBI's taxonomy places the organism in Eukaryota, Metazoa, Chordata, Aves, Columbiformes, Columbidae. Gene Ontology annotation, biological process: regulation of transcription by RNA polymerase II. Bases 5589 to 7154 code for a protein of 521 amino acids.
AUGGGCACGCACCCACAGGAGAGUUUCAGGGUGCCAUGCGUCAUUAAAGCCAUCCUUCAGGUCCUUAAAAAUGUUCCAGCUUUUGUUUAAGAAUCAGGUCUUCGAUCUCCAUUUAAGGGGAAAUGCCAACCCUGUUUUGCUGCAUUGGAAACGAUGCUCUUUAAAUGACUCUCUAGUGGUUGGAAGCAGUCACCAUUUAUAACAUUUGGAUUAAUUGUAUUGAUACAUAUUUAACAAAAAUAAGACUGUUAAAGAGCGCCAAGGAAUGCAGAUAUUAUUUGGAUACUGACAGUCUUGAGUGCUUUCUCUCUUGAGGAUUCUGGCACCUCCUGCGACACCUUUUUGAAGACAUCAGGUGGUGGCUUUUGUGCACAGAUCACAGAAAUCUGUGAAGCUCCUAAGUUGUCUCCAUAGUUCCAUCUUUCUCCAGAUGUGUAGGAUCCAUAGUGUGUCCUGCAAAUCCUGAUAUGGUGGGACUCACAAGACGAAGGACCUUGUGGUGGCAUUCUGUAUUUCUGAAGCGGCGAGCAGGGAUGUGGCGCAGAGUGCAGGAGCUGGAGAUUGCGGGCGCGGGGUGACGGGAGAGCCGGUGCGCGGGUCUGUAACGGGUUCAGUGUGGGGCUGUGGGUUAUUGGGGUGACGGGAGAGCCGGUGCGCGGGUCUGUAACGGGUUCAGUGUGGGGCUGUGGGUUAUUGGGGUGACGGGAGAGCCGGUGCGCGGGUCUGUAACGGGUUCAGUGUGGGGCUGUGGGUUAUUGGGGUGACGGGAGAGCCGGUGCGUGGGUCUGUAACGGGUUCAGUGUGGGACUGUGGGUUAUUGGGGUGACGGGAGAGCCAGUGUGCGGGUCUGUAACAGGUUCAGUGUGGGACUGUGGGUUAUUGGGGUGACGGGAGAGCCGAUGCGCGGGUCUGUAACGGGUUCAGUGUGGGGCUGGGGGUAUUGGGGUGACUUGCUCCUGAUGGCUGUAUCUGGGCAGAACCAUGGGUGGGUUGGGAGCGGUGGAUGUAGGGGAUGCUUUUGCCUUUCCCAUGGUUUCUGUUGGCAUUUGCGCACCAGUCGUCUUCCUUUACUAUCAAGAGGAGUGGCAAAAACAGUUCUGUGGAUGUGCUUCUUCCCCAUGUAGACGGCCUUCACGUGAAAGCAGCAUGCUGGCUGCUGAAACGUGGGAAUUUUUGAUCUAUACCAGAAUACAUUUAGCAGAGCUCAUUUCCAUUACUUGUUUGGAUGCUGGAGAACUCUGUCUUUUCUGCCCUGGGAGUUUUGCCGCUAGUGGCAUCUUACCUGGCUAUCCGCUUCACCUGGAACGUGUGCGCUCGCUGGCCGCCUUCCCGCCGUGUGCCGGUGGCGCCGGGCUCCCCGGCUCUCGUCCUGGUGUGGCCGUGGCUGGUGCCCUCGCCUCUCCUCCUGACCAUCUCCUGCAGUUCUGCUUGCCCUCCCAGGUUCUUCCUUGGCUGGGGUUCAUUUUGAUCAAAGCGCAGCUUGGGGUACUCAGUCUUCUGUUGCUUAAAAGAGAUAAUAGGAGUUAUAACUUCAUUUUAACACCCCUGGUCCUGUAUCCUACCAAAUAAGAAUGUGCCGUCACAGCCGUUACCUUGAGUUUAUGUGUUGCUAGCUAUUGAGUUUUAUUUCCAUUUCUUGGAGUCUGAUUCUGCUCUAAUUUCAGGGAAAAGUGUCCUCUUCAAGUUACUUAUUUAUUAUUCGAUUUUCUUAUGGCAGGAUGCGCCUUUCUUUUUUCUCUUUUCCCCUCUUCCCUAGAAGAAGAAGAGGUAAAUAGAGGUGAAUAGUAGACAGAGAGAUGGUUUUUGCUCUGUGAACGCUGGGUGAACAGGAUGAAUCGCAGGGUUCCUAGGGGCAGGUCCUUUUGGGUUCACUUGAUCUUUCUGGAAACACACGUUCCUGCGCUAAGGUCGCUUCGCCCUGUGCUCCUGCGCACCUGGGUCUGCGCUUGUUCUCCUUGUUCUGCCUUGUUUGUCCCGACACCCUGAACGGUGACACCUCGUUAUGGGUAGAAAUCUCAGGUGUGACGCUUCAUUCUCCUCCUGCCUGAGUUCCUGACGGGUUGUCACACCUGUGGUCAGCGGCUCUUUCACAGGGGUUACAUUUCUGUCGGUUGUUUGUUUUUACGAUUCUUUGCUGCUGUUCUGUUCCGUCAGGGCCUUGCACAUUGUUCUUGUGGGAAGAGAGAAAAUCUUUUCCCCAAAGGCUCCAUCCUUUAUUUUGUCCUCUCUUCUUUUUUUGUGUGUGUGUGUUCCUCUCUGCUCUAUUUCUGGCACUUUUAUGGAUAAAUAUAGCUUUAAUCACCACAUUUGUGUUGAUUUGUCUCUUUAUUGAUGCGUUUUCUACUGUCCAGCAGUACAUUUCAGGCAGUCUUUAUGACGCCUCCCUCCGAGUGUCCAGCUGUUGCCGUAGAUUGUGUUGACCAAACCACGUUGGUGAUCUUCUGUUUCUUCUGUCCUCUGUCACCGGCCUCCCCGCGGGCUGGAGCCCUGAAACGCCUGUUACAGUUCCCUCGUUCCCUCGUUCCCCCUGCGCCCAUACCCCGUCAGGUCCCCCCGUCUCCGGGCAGGCGCGUGUGCAGAUGUUGCCACGGCUCUUGUCCAACAUCUGUCCUCUCGUGGCUCCGUCUUUUCCGGCGCCUCGUGCCGUCGACCUUGCCGGUGUCGUCCCCGCACAAGAAGCUGCUGAGAGGUUCGUUUUCUUGUGCUGUUUUGACCUCUUUAAUCUGCUUCUGCGUCCUCUUUCCAUUCCCACUUUAUCUCCCUUCCAAAACCAAUCUUCCUGCCUUUUGUACACAAGAUACACCUAUAAAGGUCUGUGUCCCUUUCUCAACCAUCAAGUCAUAUCUGUAUUUACAAUAUACUUGCUGUCACUUCAGAUUACUUUCUUUUUCCCAUAGCGAUCUUGUUCUUUGUCCUCUGUGCUGUGCUCAGGAAGCUCUUCCCGUUAAUAUAAGUCCUUAUCCAUAUUUAUUUUCUGCUAAUAUAUGUUUUUUUCAUAGUUCCUGCUAAUCUCUACAGCUUAAUAUUAGUUACACAUUGAGAUUGCUAAUUUAUACGAACCUCCGUAUCACUUACGUGGCUUCUUUGCUUGUCCUUAGUCGCCGUUUUGUCCAGUUAUCUGCGUCUCGGAUCCCGAGAAUUCUGCGUGGGUACAGACGCUGUUCUGUGAGGCGGCGUUUGUCGCGGCGGAAGGCGGGCUCAGCGCGUGCCAUCGUGGCGAUGGGUGUGUCAGGCAGUGGUAGAUAACUCGUUGCCAGCGUUAAAACAGACAGAAAGACAGGUGUGAUGCCCCAAAGAUACGUGUGGAGUGUCUAACAGAUUUAUCGGUGAUUUGGAAAAGGGAGUAAGCAGUUGAUUUCGUAAGCAGGUUUUGCAUGUCCUCAUGCAUCGCUGGGUUUUAAAUGAAGUGUUAAGGAAGGUUUGGGUGUACCGUGAGCAGCCGCCGCUGGGGAAGCAGCUAAACUGGUCAGGAGAUGGGGCAGAGGAUAACGCAGAAGUGACCGCAGAUCCAGGGCAUACUUACAGGAGUGUUUUCCUGAUCUUGGUCACCUGCGUGACCAGCAAGCAAGGCAGGAACAACUCGGGGGUCAGUGGUGGUGGGAAGCCCGUGAAGACUUAAUCUAGAAGAGAAUUUUUUUUAAAAGAUUAUUUAUAAUACGUAAGGAUGGGAGCUGAUUAGGCGAGUUGUAAGAUCUCUGUCACUAGAGGCCUUUAGGCACUGGUUGAAGAAGUGAACACCUAUCAAAGAUAAUGGAGAUACCCGUGAUACUACUUAGAGACAAGCAAGGACUGGAUGACCUCAAGGACUCACAUUUCAGUAGGAUAUAAAAAUUAUAUUUGUUUCAUUAGAAUGGGAAGAACUAAAUAUAUGCUCCCCAAAUAGAACAGUGAUCUGUUGUAAGUGGAUAAAGGUGGCUGUUUCUUCCAGACAGUCGUCAGUUUGCAGAGAUCACCACUAGAACAGGCGAGCUAAUGAAAAGUAUCCUACUAAUUUUUAUAUGAUCACGGCUCUACACACGGUCUGGUCAGAGCACAGGUCAGCCGGCACUGGAAGGGCUGGAGAGGAGCCUCAGGACCGUGAUGGGCAGCGUGUCCCCGUUCCUGCGCAGGUUUGCAGCUGCCGCGGCGUGGCCGUGUCGGGUCCGGUGGCGCCGUGUGCCGCGCGGGCCCUGCUGUGCCCAGCGGGUUCGGGGCAGCCGGGAGGAACCGGGACCUCCCCACGGGAAGGGCUUUGGCUGGGACCGUGCCUGCGGAAGCCUGGGGGGGAACACUGCACGGUGUUGGGCUGCGUGAGCUGCCCACGGAGACCCGAGGUUUGUCCUUUCCCAGCCCCGGACUCAUUGCAGGCUGACAAGUGUAGAAAAGUUCACAGGUAAUUAAGGCAAGAAAAUCAUACUAAUUCUAUAGAGGCCUUUAACAGAGAUCAGUGCCUUGCCCUUAGUUGUCGUGGUUUUAUGCAAUGUGGGCUUGUUGAACAAAUUUGAGUUGCCUGUUGAGAAAAUUCGGAUUUGCAGAUGAAUAUCGUGGCACAGAUGUAACUGAUGUGAGAUGUUUGAGUUGCUCUUCUGUUUUCUAAAAAAGAAAUACUGUAGGAAUACAAAAAGAGUGACAGUGAACAAUUUAACGCAGUGUCUGCAGUGACGGAGCGGCAGGACACGCGCCGUACAGGGACAAGGCAGCACCUGGCGCUGCUUCACCCAGACACCGAGUUCUUCACACCGACUCCAUUCCGUGCGCUGGAGCUCAGCGGUGGAUGUGAUCGGGUCUGUGAGCUCAAAGGCAGUCUAUAGGGUUUGGUGGCUUCAGUCCCAAAGAUUUAUGUUUUAGUCUAUAGGGUUUGGUGGCUUCAGUCCCAAAGAUUUAUGUUUUAGUCUAUAGGGUCUGGUGGUUUCAACCCCAAAGAUUUUUUAUCUUCCUUGGGUGCAUCCAAGUGCUCGUUUGAGGUUUGUCUGAUUUUCUGAGCCGUGAAUGGACAUGCAUGACACAGAAAAGUGAUCACUGCACUUUGUCUCAAGUUACAGUUCCCAGUUCAGGAAAUGGAUGUUUUCUAAAUUGAAGAUUUUUGGAUGGUCAUGGACAUUAUAUGAAAAUGGGCGAGAGCUUUUGGGAAGUGGAGGAAGGUGAAUAUGGCAGACGAGCACGAAGAAUUGCAAGGCUGAUGUUUCUGCUUACUAAAUCUAGAAGAUUAAUAGACGUUAGAAAAUGAACUCGUAUGAGGUGACGUCUGUAGCGAGAGCAGAGGAGCUGUCUGCAGCUUUCUUGUACUUCUAGGAGUCCAUUUUGAAGCAGCACAUGCAGUGGGACACUGUUUGUGCGGUCAGAAACCCGUUGCCAUCAGACAAUAUCAGUCUGCUCUCGAUUUCUUAACUGUUCCAGGUACUUCCAGUGGCACGUUCUUACCCUCAGACAGCAUCUGGCGUCUCCUCUGCCUUAUGUUGGUGCCUUAUAGAAAUCGGUAGCUGCUGUAAUGCACUAACACGAUAUGUUGUCUAGCCAAGGUAGCUCUGUUUUCAGUUUUAAAACAUGCUGUUCGUAUUCUUGGUAACUGUUGUUCCCGAUCCCCGUGGGUUCCUGUGUUCUCAUACCCCAUGGGUUCCUGUGUUCCCGAUCCCCGCAGGUUCCCGUGUUCUCAGACCCCGCGGGUCCCUGCGUUCCCGAUCCCCGUGGGUCCCUGUGUCCGUGGGCUGGUGGCUGCUCACUGUUGCCAUGGGGGUGCCAGUGGUGCCGAGACGGACGCUGUGUCCCUCAGAACAGGACGCCGUGGGUGCCGCUCGCUGCUGGGCUGCGUUGCAGUGACUCCCUGCUCAGUCCCUUUCUCGACCUGGGAUGCCAUCAGGAGCCCGAAUGCCCCACCAAGGGGCUCCCAUGGGUCCCCCGGGCCCCCCGUACGUCGGGAGCCCGUCAGUGCGGCCGGGGCUGCCCCAGGCCGUGAUGGAGCCCACGAGGAAGCGCGCGGCCCCGCAGCAGGUGCAGCAGCAGCAGGUGCAGCAGCAGGUGCAGCAGCAGCAGCAGGCGACGCAGAACCGCACCAGGAGAUCCGGGAGCUGGUUCCUGAGUCCCAGGCCUACAUGGACCUGUUGGCCUUUGAACGCAAGCUGGACCAGACCAUCAUGCGGAAGCGUGUGGAUAUUCAGGAGGCGCUGAAGAGGCCAAUGAAGCAAAAGCGGAAACUGAGACUUUACAUCUCCAACACGUUUAAUCCCGCCAAGUCCGAUGCUGACGACUCUGAUGGCAGCAUUGCUUCCUGGGAGCUGCGAGUGGAGGGGAAGCUUUUGGAUGACCUCAGCAAGCAGAAACGGAAGUUUUCGUCUUUUUUUAAGAGUUUGGUUAUUGAACUGGACAAAGAUCUUUAUGGACCUGACAACCACCUCGUGGAGUGGCACAGAACUCCCACAACCCAGGAGACCGACGGCUUCCAGGUGAAAAGACCUGGCGAUGUCAGCGUGCGGUGCACGUUGCUCCUCAUGUUGGACUACCAGCCUCCGCAGUUUAAACUGGACCCGCGAUUAGCCCGGCUGCUGGGGAUACACACCCAGACCCGAUCCGCCAUCAUCCAGGCGCUCUGGCAGUACAUCAAAACGAACAAGCUGCAGGACUCCCACGACAAGGAAUACAUCAACUGCGACAAGUACUUCCAGCAGAUCUUCGACUGCCCACGGCUAAAGUUUUCUGAGAUUCCUCAGAGACUCACUAACCUGCUGCUGCCACCAGACCCCAUCGUGAUAAACCACAUCAUCAGUGUUGACCCCAACGAUCAGAAGAAGACGGCUUGUUAUGACAUAGAUGUAGAAGUUGAAGACCCACUGAAGGGACAGAUGAGUAGUUUUCUUCUCUCAACAGCUAACCAACAGGAGAUUACAGCAUUGGACAACAAGAUUCAUGAGACAAUUGAAUCCAUAAAUCAGUUAAAAAUACAACGUGAUUUCAUGCUGAGUUUCUCCAAAGAUCCCAAAGGAUACAUCCAAGACCUUCUCCGGUCCCAAAGUAGGGAUCUUAAGGUGAUGACUGAUGUAGUUGGAAACCCAGAGGAAGAACGCAGAGCUGAAUUUUAUCAUGAGCCAUGGUCUCAAGAGGCUGUGAGCAGAUAUUUUUACUGCAAGAUCCAGCAGCGCCGGCAGGAACUGGAACAGUCUCUGGGAGUGCGCAACACAUAAGUACUGCUCACAGGAUCCCGCUGGCAUCACAACCGCCAAACCAGUGGACUCGUCAGUGUUCCUUAGCUCACUGUUACACAUGGACCUGCUUCCUGGCUGGAUGAGAAUGUACCAUCAACACACCAGUCAGAACACCAGCUUUAGAGUGACCCUUGAAAAUCUUGCCAAUGGGGGGUGUCUCAAACCAUUUCAGGCCAGGGAAACCACCACACAAGUGUCAGUGUUAAAGAAGAUUGAAGGUUCAUUCAUCGACGCACAUCAUUGAGUUGUAGUGCAAAGUUCAGACACCACGCAGCAAAUCCUAAUGGGCUGUGCACAGAAUCGUGGGUGGCAUUGGUGGGGCAGCUGAGAUGGGUGUUGUAGGAGACAACAGAUUUAGAGAAAUAAACGCAGUUCACGUCCGAUGUUA